UCCAAUCACAGUUUCUUUCGUGUUGCCUUCGCAACAACAACAUGAUGCUGUUCCUCCUAGCUUUCGUUCUUUGCGUUGCUUCGGCAGAAGAUUCCCACGUUUCCCUAAACGCGAACAACCUCUUCACCCCCACCGUUUACAAAGAAAUCGCCAAAUCAGAAACUGGAAACUUCUUAGUGAGUCCCUUUUCGGCCAAAAUCAUUCUAUCUCUAGCUCAGUCCGGCUGCAAAAACGAAACGGCGAAAGAAAUCAGACAGGCUUUGUACCUCCCAGACGACAACUCUAAAAUACAAAGCCAAGUUAAAAACGUCCUUUCUGCUUUAACCAAAAACGAAUAUGCUUUACACGCAGCCAACAAGAUCUACGUCAAGGAAAACUUUGCGAUUAAUGACGAGUUCAAACAAGAAGCGGUGGAAGUGUAUCAAUCUGAAAUCGAAAGCCUCGAUUUUUGUAAAAAAGAGGAAGCUGCGACUGCGAUGAACCAGUGGGUGGAAGAGAAAACCCAAAACAAGAUACAGAAUUUGAUAAAUCCAGACAUACUAGACAACAAGACGAGAGCCGUCUUGAUAAACGCUCUUUAUUUUCAAGGGAACUGGUCAAUAACGUUCCCACCGAUGCUAACAGCCAAAGCUAACUUUUACAAAAGUGAGAACGAAGUGGUUGAAGUCGACACCAUGAACCUCGAAGACGAAGAACUCUUGUACUACGAGUGUCCCUAUUUAAACGCCAAAUUGUUAGAACUUCCAUUCAAGGGUGAAGGCGCCUCCAUGACCAUCGUGCUCCCCAACGAAAAGCAUGGUUUAGCUUCCCUCGAAAGCAACAUCAAGUGGGUUUUCACCCCCCAUAACCUAACUCUGGAGACUGUAAGCGUCGCCUUACCCAAAUUUAAAAUCGAGAGUCAGCUCGACUUGAAAGCCGUUCUCCAAAAUUUGGGGGUUGCCAAAGUUUUUGAUGAGGAGCAAGCAGACUUGAGCGGGAUUGCUGGAGAAAAAGGGGAUUUGAUAAUAAGCGCGGUUGUUCAGAAGACGUUUGUUGAAGUGGACGAGAAGGGGGUGGAAGCUGCCGCCGCCACCUACAUCCCUGUGAUUGUUCCUGAUAUGGGGGUUGUGGAUCCGAAGACGUUCAUAGCAGACCACCCCUUCAUCUUCUACAUCAAGGUGAAAGGAGUGAUAUUGUUUGCAGGUCGGGUCGUACUACCAACUUUGUGAUUGUAAAUAUAUUGUGACACUCAGUUAAUAUUUAGGGUUUUUUACCCGCCCAGCAAAAAGAAUACAUUUUUUGUAUAAUAUAUAGUAAAUAAAUGGACGAUUAAAGACGA
Molecule: messenger RNA, 1318 nt
Organism: Zophobas morio
Lineage: Eukaryota; Metazoa; Arthropoda; Insecta; Coleoptera; Tenebrionidae
Product: alaserpin-like
Exons: 4
Coding region: 42-1208 (388 amino acids)
Molecular function (GO): serine-type endopeptidase inhibitor activity
Source: RefSeq, a predicted model, not a curated record